Messenger RNA from Pimephales promelas (fathead minnow), 5338 nucleotides. It is a transcript of the gene samd9l, whose product is annotated as sterile alpha motif domain containing 9 like. Gene Ontology annotation, molecular function: protein binding. Gene Ontology annotation, cellular component: cytoplasm. The record is from RefSeq and is a predicted model, not a curated record. NCBI's taxonomy places the organism in Eukaryota, Metazoa, Chordata, Actinopteri, Cypriniformes, Leuciscidae.
UACAGAUAAAUGUAUUGUUGAUGGCUUUAAAAUGUCUCUGCUUUAACAAUGUCAUUUUUGUUCUUCAAGGUCUGUAAUGUAAAGGUGUCUGCAUUUGUACUGUGAAUGAUCAGUAGAAGACAUUAAACAAUGGAAAAGCCAGAGGAUUCUCCACUGGAGACAUGGAAUGAGUCUAUGGUGAGCAUCUGGUUAAGAUCGAUAGGAAUCAAAGAAACAUAUAUCGAAAAACUUCAUGAAGAGGAAGUAGAUGGUCGGAUUCUACGUGAACUAUCAGAAGAAAAUUUGAAAAAAUGGACUGGAAUGAAAUCCGGGCCUGCGCUUUUGAUAAUCAAAAAAAGAGAUGAGUUAGUAAAUAAUUCACAAAAAGCCCAACGACAACAUGAUACUUCACACAAACAGUCUUCUGAAAAAAAUGACCAUGGAGCAAGUGCAAUUAAAAGUGUUGACACAAGAGCCGAUGUCAAUGAAGAGAACAAGGAAGAAGAUUCUGUACUUGUGGUAACAACAAAGAGAGAUUCAAAACCAAGACCUUUUUAUAUGAAAGGUGUUGAUUUUACAUAUGUUAAGAACAGUGUACUCUUACCAGAAUCAGGGGUUAGUGAUUUUGUUUUUCCAUGUCAUGAGUACAAGUCAUUUGCCAUUGCUGCAACACUGGACCGCCAAAGACUACAGGCCAAGUUCGCAAAGGAAGUGCUGAAGUUUGCUACUGGUUGUAUGAAUGUUCGUACAAAUGGCACAAUACAUUUUGGUGUCAUGGACAGUAGAGGUGACACUGGUUAUGUACAUGGUGAAAUCAUUGGUGUUCCUGUCGAGGAAAAAGAUGUAUACUGUGAUUCAUUAGAUUACAUUGAGAAGAGUUUCUCUCGCUCUGAUAGCGAACUUGUACGACUAUGUAUUGGUGAACCUCAGUUUGUUAAAGUAGUUGGUUCAAACAGCAAUGUGGAACACUAUGUUGUGGAGGUUGAUAUUAAGCCAGCAGUAAACAUAGUGAAGAAUAAGGUGUUCUCUGUUAGCCUGCCAAAUUUCAAUGAGAAGGCAAACAAAGUUAAUUUUGAGAAGAAAACCGCUUAUCGGAGAGUGGGUUCUAAAACAGAACCGGUGGCUGACCUGGAUGAGUUCUACCAACAGAUCAAUUUUAGGGAUGCUCAGAGAGAAGAGGCAGAGAAAAAUGAUCAAUUCACAGCACCAAAACUGUGCCAGAACCUGGGAAAAAAGCUCAAAAUGCUUAUAACAGGUGGAAAGAAAAUAAUGGACAAGGAAAAAUGGCACAUACUUGUCACCAAUCGAUUUCAGGAGAAGGAUCUGCAACACAUAGAUUUUUUGCUGAACAUGAACAUCUUCUGUGUGUUUGACUUUGAUCCAGAUUCCAAUGGUUCUGGGUUAUGCCAUGAAUACAAUAAGCAUCAUGUAGUGAACCGCCAUUUCAUGCAGAACUACAAAAUUCCCAGUGGCUUGAGCAUCCGAGACUUGGAGAGUCAUCUGCGUCUGUUUGAUCAAACCAGCUGGAUAUUUUGCAAUGGACGGAGCGAUUACAAAGGCAACGAGCCUUCCUGUGAUGAGAAGACCUGGGUCAAAACAAAAAGAACUCUUCUAAAAGAUUGUGUGUCAUUGAUCUGCAAAGAUAUCUUGCCAAAAGGAACCUUUCAAGUGAUCUUCCUUCUUACUUCCCCGGUUGACACACCAUUCCUCAACACGUUCUAUGAGUUCUUCACUGACAUGGAAGGACAUGAAGACAUUAUCUGCCUUGCUGAAUCAGAGGAGAAUUUCAAGGACUGGCAAAGGUUUGCUCUAGGAUCCUGUGACAUGGAAACAGUAAACAGUUCAAGUGUUGUUGGGAUGACAAUAAGUCAGGUAAAUGCAACCCUCCAACAGGUCCAGCCUACCACUACAAGGGCCACCAAACGAUUACCGAUCCAUGUCAAAGGGGAGUGUUUCCUUGAUACUCGAGAGGAGGAAGCAAGAUGUUCAUUAGAGAUUCUGAGUCUAAACCACUGUGAAGAAACUAGUCCCGAUAUCAUGGAAUCUGAAAAGGUGAAGAUUGAGCAGCAGUUUUACCAUGGAGGAAAAGUAACUUGGAUGAAUCUCUGGCUUGCAGAGAAAAAAAUCAUUGGGGAGGUUAUUCAAAGAGAUGCUUACAAUGAAGUCAACAAUAUGGUGAAAGACUGUCUCAGUUGGAGUUUAGAUCGAGCACCCAUCAGCUGCAUCAACAUAUACCAUCAUCCUGGCAGUGGUGGCAGUACUGUGGCAAGGCAGGUACUGUGGAAUAACCGAAGGGAUCUAAGGUGUGCCGUUGUAGAUCAUUCUAAAUCUGCAUCGGUUGUUUCAGAAGAUGCUGUUUGGCUCCGGGAAUACGAAGAAAAAGAUCCCCAAAAAUGCCUCCCUGUUCUCCUGUUGUUUGAAGACUGUGAUCAAGAGUAUUUAGAAGAUGUAAAGAAUGAAUUGGAAGUGGCUGUCAAUACUAAGAAAAUAGCACGUGGAACUCUCUGCUUCAUUCUGCUAAGUUGUAAGCGAUCACACAAUCCAGAGAAGAUGUGCAAGGAAUCACCUCAACAGAAUGUUUCUAUUACUCAUAAACUUUCUGAGACCGAAAAAAUGCAGUUUUCCACAAAACGAAAAAGACUUGAAAAACAGUUCAAGCCAGAAUUCAUUCUAACAUUUGUCCUGAUGAGUGAGGAAUUUGAGAGCCACACAAUUGCUGAAUAUGUGAAGAAGUUUGUCAAGAAUUUACUGCAAGACAUUGACCACAAGUCUGUUGUUACUAAGCUUGUUCAGUAUGUGGCAUUGCUCAACACUUAUGUGCAGAACUCUUUCAUCUCUCAGUCACAUUGCGAAGCUCUCCUGGCUCUGUCCAUCUGUGUGGAUAGGUUUCGACAACAUGCCUUUGAGACUUCUCUAAGUGAGGCAGCUAAAUUGGUCUUAAUACACUUGAGGGAUGAAAACACCUAUAUUAACUCCAUCAGAAUCAUUCAUCCACUUGUUGCAAAGGAAAUCCUACAAUUUCUGGGUGACAAACAACAACAAAGUGAUCUUGCUUUGGAUCUUCUCAACAAUGAUGUGCUCUUUGAGCACAGGUUUGGUAAAGAUCAGUACAUGAAGUUCUUGCGAGAUCUGUUCAUGACACGCCACAGGAUAAGCAAAGGUGAUAAAUUUGACAGCUUUUUCUCUCCCCUAAUUGAGCACGUGAGAGAGAAAGAGUGUCCAGAUAAAGCCAUUGAACUUCUAAAAGCAGCUUACAAGCGUUUUAAUGAGGAUGCAUUUUUUGCUCAGCAACUGGCUCGUCUCAAUUACAAACAUGACAGAUUUGAAGAAGCAGAAAAGUGGGCAAAAACUGCAGUAGAGAAAAGGCCAAAGAAUUCCUAUAUUCUUGAUACCAGAGGUCAGGUGUACAGGCAGUGGUUCACAGCUAAAUGUAAAGCCAUGGAGCAGGAUGAAAAAACACCUAAAAACACAGUAGAUGCUUUGGAAACGGCACUAAAAGCCAUUGAAUGUUUCCAGGAAUGCAAGAAUGCAGCAGUUGAGGACAAUGAGACCAUCAACAAUGCUGGAUUUGUUGGAGUAGUAGAGGUAGGAUGUGCAUUGCUGAAUCUAAUGCGCACUCUUCAUGUCUUCUCAAAAAGAAAGUCUUCAGAAUUAAUCAAAUACCUCCUUACAGAUUACAUUCCUGUUGAGAUAAAAGAACCCUGGGAACAGUAUCAUUGGAAGCUGAAAAACCUCCAAAAAAUAAUGCUGGAAGCACUGGAAUGGAUUUCGGAAGACUUGAGUUACUUCCAGACUGACCUGAAAACCGAUGAGGAGAAGACAUCUGACACUGUUGAGAGGACCAUAAAGCAUCCAAUGCACUGGCUGGUCAAUAAGUCUUUUGCUUAUGGCAAAUUAUUCAGUGGUGCUUCUCUUUUUACAGAUCAAAACCAAGGGCACUUAAGUCCUCUCAUGAAACGCAUGUUGAUUUAUUAUCAUGGCGGCGGAAACAUCACAACAAUUUUUUCCCUCCUAACCAACCAGAAAGAUGGUAACCCUGUGAGUGUUCUGGAGCAAAUUAUUUCACUUUACCCAAGGAAUCCUAUGAGGGCACAAAUGCUACCAGCGGACCUUGUCAAGUACAUAGCAUCUCAUUUUGCUUUAAGUUGCCUCUCAACACAGUCUUCCAAGCUGGCUGCAUUUCAGGAUCUGCAGAGGCUGAGUCACCAAUUCCCUAAAGAGAAACUGAGAUGCUUGCCAAGUGCUCUUUUCUUACUCGUCUUACUUUUCUGGCCAGAAGAGCAUGACACAGAAGUGGAGAAAGAACACAAGUAUGAAACUGUUCUCUCUGCUGUUGAACAUCUCCAGAGAAACUACAACAAGAAACUGAAGGACAUCCCUCCAAGGAAAAAGAGGAUCUACACUCAUUUCUUCCUGGGCAAUGGGACUGGAUUUGAAAAGUUUGUCCACAAGAGCAAGGUUGAAACAAUCACAAAACUGCUGUCUAUUUCAGAAAAACGCAUGAAAUGGUUUAGUGGAGAAGUAUGGAAAAUGCCAGAAAUCUCUAAAUUGCUGAGAUCUGUCACAGGCUGGACGGAGGAUGAGAAGGUUUUUCUGGAAGGUCCCAAAGGAAUGAAAUUUCAAAUCCCAGCUCUCAAGUCAUCCUCAAUACCCCAUAACAACGAGAAUGUCACAUUUUACCUGGGCUUCACUUUUAAAGGACCUGUUGCAUACAACAUUACUGUACAAACAUAGACAAACUUAUGUACAUUGAUGGCCCGAUAUCUGUCUUUGGGCGCAAAUUACUGUACAUUUAAGGUGAAGAAGAUGUUCAUGUCCUGUGUAGCUGAAAAGCCAUUUUAUUAUAAAUUAACAUCAGCACUGUACAUUGAUAGUGAGAAAUAGUUUGUUAUUAUAUUCAGUGUGAUUGGUAACUUGAUAUAUUUUGUUGAAUUUACUGCAUUUCCCCCACAGAUAUCCUUAAUACAUAUAGAUAUCUACUGAGAUUUGUAUUUCACUGCAAAUGAUUUAUUGUAGCUCUUUUUUAUAUCAUGAGGAAUUGAUUCUGGGGAAAUUAAAAUCUACUAAUAAGGUUGGAGGGCAAUUUAUUUUUUCUUACUUGUUUUAGUCUGUGCAGGUUUUUGUUUCUAAAGUUUUAUUGUUCUUUUUUUUACUUCUAAGUUCUUUUUUUACUUCUAAGUUUACAUGCCUUAAAUGUUUACGGGAAAAUGAACAUUUUUGUUAUAAUUUUCUCAAAAUUUGUUCCAAACCUGUAUGCAUUGCUUUCUUCUGUCUCAUUUUUACAGAAUAUCUUCUUUUGUGUUCCAUGCAUAAAGCUUUGUAAUAAUAAAUGGUGAUGGUUUUUAAUUUUUUCAUUGAA